AUUAAAACUGCCCAUCUAAAUUCUGCGGCAAACGCGGAAAGCAAGGAGACGAAGAAAAGAAAAAGAAAAGCCCUCACCACCACCUUCGUUAAACAAAAAAGUAUUUUUUUCUUCUUCUUUUUAGUUGGUUGCACGAUCUCGUGUACGAACACGGAACACCGACCCAGAAGAAAAGGACUCGUAAAUUCUGCAGCUUUACUAAUCUCCCAGCGCUAAAAUCAUUGUCUUGGAAAAAAAAGUCGUUUGCUUUUCGUUUGAACAGUUAUUCUCAAAACAAAGAUUUGAUCUCUUGGUAAGCCAAGAUCCAAAGCUGCUUAACUAGAUUUUGAAAUCUUUUGAUAGGUUGUAUCUUGUUGGGUGUGUAAUUGAUGGAUGAAGAUACCGUGAAUCGCUUUGGGACGCCUGAAAUGCAGGCAAGAAGAGAUUCAACGGGGAAGGCAAUAGCUUCAAAGCCUAAAGAGAAAGAGAUUCCUCGUUACCUCAGAGCAUCCACUGGUUCUUGCCAUGAUAUCUGCAAGUACGGGAAGAGGCAGGUAACGUUGGAGAAACCGUGGCGUUCGACUAAUAGAAAGAUCUUCAAGAAAGGGAAUGAUGAUGCUUUGGUCGAAACUUCGAAGCCUGGUUCUUCUAAGGCUACAAAAAAGAAGGUUAUUACUGAUGAUGGUUCUUCUUCUUUUGAGAUGAUGAUUAAGAGAGAGGUUGUGAAGCAUCAAGUGAGUGGUGUCUCUAGUAAGACGAAGAAGGCAGAGGUGUUGAUAGUACCAUCUGGUGAUGAAACUCCUUUGAAGACAAUGAAGAAGAAAGUGACAAAACCUUCACCAGAUUCGGGAUCUCGUAGCGUUGAUGCUCUGAAACCGAAGGUCUUGAAGAAAUCUUACUCAGCACUAGCAACUUCCAAAUAUAAAGUAAACCAUGAGAAAGUUGCUUCUUCAUCGGUUCUGAAACCCAAAAUGGGAUCAAAAAGUGAAGAUGCAAAGAUGAAGAAGGCUACUGUGUCCUCCAGAGUUGUUUUAAAGAAGGUUCCUGUGACUCCAAGAGCUUCGCUUUCUCCAAGAGUGUCAAUGAGAUUAGCUGGAAGUUCAAGUUUGAAGAAGAGUCAGAGCUUAAAGGCUGCUGCAUCAUCCUCUUCUCGACCAAAUCAGACACCAAGACAUGUGAAGCGCACUGAUGAGUCUAACAAACAGUUAGAUGGUUAUCCAGUGGAGGAGAAAACACUGCACGUUGUGGAGAUGGAAACAAAGAGCAAAGGUGUCUCUGAAGAUGAUCAGAAUCAGCAGUGCGUUGCUGAACCUUUUCCUCCUCUUCUGCAGACUCAAUCAACUGAGAAAGAUGAGGAGUGUCCUGUUUCAGAGACAGAGGAGUAUGAUUACCCUUCAGGAAGCAACGAAGCUGAGAGCGUAGAGGAAGAGACUGGAACGUCCAAUGGAGAGAAGAAACCAAUAGUGAGAAAGGAAGGAGAGUCUGCAGAGGAAGCUGCUCGGAAACUACAUUUCAGAAGAGGAAAAGUUGUGGACGCUGAUGAUGUGGGUGAGCGUGCAAGGAAGCUCAAGUUUAGAAAAGGGAGAGAUCUUGGGGAAGACAAAGAGCAAGAUGCACAAGGAAGAAGAAGCUUUAAGAAGAGGGAAGACGUCAAAGAAGAUGAAGAAGAGGAUGAAGAUGGUGAAAAAGUUGUGUUGAGGCAUCAAGAUGUUCAGGAGAAAGAUGCACAGGGAUUGCUCAACAAUGUCAUUGAAGAAACGGCGAGUAAACUUGUUGAAGCUAGGAAAAGCAAAGUUAAAGCUUUGGUUGGUGCUUUUGAAACUGUCAUCUCUCUUCAAGAAUCUAAACCUCCUGCUAACUCUGGUAUGUACCUUGAGCAUGAGCAAAAACGCUAACAUUUUGAAUCUUUGAGUUCUCUAUUGAUUUGGUUUUGGCUUUGUGUUGGUUUGCAGAAACUGGUAGUUCGAGCCCGGUUUGAUAUCGUUUCUGUUUGCUGAACUUCAAGAAAGAUUGAUGCAUUCAUACUAAUGUCUCAGCCAAACAUUGAUAUGAUGCUUUGUGAAUACUACCCUUGAUGGAUUGUGUUCUGUGUUUAGUUUUGGUUCUUCUGAACCUGUUUGUUGGUUUCAUUUGGAUGUUUUUUCGGUUUAUGGUUCGGUUUGUACAGGCAAAAGGCUAGUUUUCUUUACUUUCAUUUCUUGUUGGUAGUUGCAGUUUUUCUUUAAAAAGAAUUCCGAACAAACCGGAUAGUAAACUGUAUUUUCUGGCUUUGCUAUCGCACCGGUCCUUAAUUUGUAUAUAAGCUACCACCAAGACACUUUUCAUCUUACCAUAGUUGAAGGUCAUGUGUACUCAUCCCAUUCUUGCACAGUUGCAGACACUAUUUGGAGUUGUUUACUAGGUGGAGAUGAAUCAAGUCAUGUAGAAAGAUUAAAUGUCCAUAUCAACAUAAACCUUUAAC
This is a messenger RNA of Eruca vesicaria subsp. sativa (arugula), 2440 nucleotides long. The record is from the annotation of a GenBank genome assembly. Lineage: Eukaryota; Viridiplantae; Streptophyta; Magnoliopsida; Brassicales; Brassicaceae.